AUGGGAAACAUUUUUGGUCGUGAGACAGAGGCAAGCCCGCCACCUCGUGAGCUACCUCCCGUGUUGGCGGCAACAAGACAACCAUUAUACCAUGGAAGAGAUCUUCCUUACGAGGACCCGUUCCAGAAUCGUGAAGUACCACAGAUUCAGGGCCCUCGUCCUUGCGUAUUUUAUGCUCGCGGAGCAUGUUUCCGGGGAACGGCCUGUCGAUUCUCGCACGAAGGAGCUGUUGAUACAUCUUCGACAAAGAAGUCACAAAAGCCUUGCCGUUUCUUCAUGCGUGGUCAUUGCAGGCGUGGAGAAGCCUGCAACUUCUCCCAUGAACAAUCCUCUGUUCAGGAAGCGACAAAGGCAAUAAAGGAUGAUGACUGUGCUGAAAGCUGGGUUCGUGAGCUUGGAGGCGCCUGGGUCAAGUUUGGAGACGGAGCGGCAAUCAUAGAUGUGUCACUCCCUUCAGACUUUUCCGCCAUUCAGAUACGCAAUCUCCCGACCACUGCCUCAGCAUACUUCAUUAGAGAUUUGCUUUCUGAAGUUGGUAUUCCCGUAUUAAUAAGCGAUAUACGAUAUAUAAAACCCAAGGAUAUGCCAAAUGGCUUUGCUACUGUCAAAGUUAAAGACCCGGAAUUUGCAAAGACCGCAUGUUCGCGACUACAAACCGUCAUUGAACCCCCAGGCCUAGAAGUCAGCUCUAUGCGUGUUCCAAUCCCUCCAGGUUUCCACUUUGGCCAGGUUGAUAACAGGCAAGUUCGUUGUUCAUGGCAUCGGCCCACCAGAACAUCCAGUUUAUACUUUACAAACAGGAAAGCCGCAAGCCGAUCAUUCUAUAAAUUCAAAUGCGAACAGUACAAAAUCAACGGCAUGAAAGCUACGGUGCAGUCGCUUAUUGCAGAGCAUCCGGGUCAACAGAAUGGGAGGUGGAAGAUCGAUUUAGUUGGAAUGAGUGCUAGCAUUACGGAGGACGAUAUCGCUUCUGCCUUUCCUUCGUUUGAAAAGCCUUGCUCGAUUACUAUCGGAGAUCUGAGUUAUGAGAUGGACAUAGAAAUGGAUUCGACUUUGGUCAAGUCCAUGCUAUACGAGAAAGGCGAGUUGGAAAAAUGGAACGUUUCUGACAGUUCUACCGCCAAACGGAUCAAAGCCCAGGCAACCUUUAUGGAAGAAUGCCAUGCACAAGCUGCCGCCUCUUCCCUCGAUGGAACAGAGUUACCAUUCAACCAUACCGGCAAGCUUUUCGUCCAACUCAUUACUUCCGUCAAAUUCAAGGUAUCAGCUCGCGUUUACGAUGCCGUGAAGAAGACAAUUGAUUCACACAAAUCCAAUUGGAAUCGACAGUUCAUACGUUAUUCCGCCCUACCUGAGCGCGGAUUUAACCGAAUCCUCAAAAUCGAGGGUGAGGAUCGUCAGCUAGUCGCCCAGGCCAAAAGAGAUUUAGAGAAAGUCAUUACUGGCACUGUUUUGACAAUGGACGGAAAGAAUAUUUGGUACUCCAACCUCAAGAUCAGCAAGAAUGCUUACAAGAAGCUUCAGAAAAUCGAGCGAGACCUUGAGGUCGUUAUCAUUCGCGAUAUACGAGCCUCGAACUUCCGGGCUUUUGGCCCUGAGGGUCGUUUAGCACAAGCUGCUGAAGCCCUGCAGCAACUCAUCAACGAAUUAAAAUCAGGCGACCAUGCCAUCAAGAAAGCAGUUUCUACAGUCAAAAGACAACAACUUGAGCCCGAUUGCCCAAUCUGCUUUGAAGAAGCCGAAGAAUCAUUGGAGACUUCCUGUGGCCAUAUCUAUUGUAGUCUUUGCUUUUUCAACAUGUGUCAAGCAGAAGCAUCAACGUCGGGUGAUUUCUCAAUCGGCUGUAUGGGGAACUCUGGAACCUGCGGAAAAAUCAUCCAAAUCUCAGAGCUUCAGACACUCAUUCUCUCCGAAACCUUCGAGAACAUCCUUGAGGCUUCUUUUGCCUCAUUCAUACGACGCCAUCCAGCUGAAUUUCGGUAUUGCCCGACGCCGGAUUGCGAUCAAGUCUACCGAGUCUCUUCCCCGGGAAAGCUUCCAUCCACGUUUACAUGUGCCAGAUGCUUUACUCCUACUUGUACGGCCUGUCACGAUUCACACCUAGGAAUAUCCUGUGCAAAGCACAAAGGCAAUGGUUCUGAGGAUAUCGAGGAGCUCAUCAAAGCUAAGGAGGAUCUAGGUGCGAAAGAUUGUCCCAAAUGCACUACAGCUCUCCAGAAAGCCGAGGGAUGUAACCAUAUGACUUGUCUAGCUUGUGGAACGCACAUCUGCUGGGUGUGUAUGGCAACAUUCACAGAAGGGAGUGAUUGCUACAGACACAUGGGUCAGUUCCAUGGCAGCUUUGUGUAG
Molecule: messenger RNA, 2349 nt
Organism: Fusarium fujikuroi IMI 58289
Lineage: Eukaryota; Fungi; Ascomycota; Sordariomycetes; Hypocreales; Nectriaceae
Product: related to ariadne-2 protein
Exons: 2
Coding region: 1-2349 (782 amino acids)
Biological process (GO): protein linear polyubiquitination; proteasome-mediated ubiquitin-dependent protein catabolic process
Cellular component (GO): ubiquitin ligase complex
Molecular function (GO): nucleic acid binding; zinc ion binding; ubiquitin-protein transferase activity
Source: RefSeq, a predicted model, not a curated record